This is a messenger RNA of Perkinsus marinus ATCC 50983, 663 nucleotides long. RefSeq lists its product as hypothetical. The transcript has 7 exons. Lineage: Eukaryota; Perkinsozoa; Perkinsida; Perkinsidae. The coding region runs from base 1 to 663 and encodes 220 amino acids. The record is from RefSeq and is a predicted model, not a curated record.
AUGGCGACAAUAGAAAAGCUUAAGCGUAUCAACACCGACCUGGCGGCUGAGAACGCCUCUUUCCGCAGCCGUCUCGAUGCACUCCGAUGUGAGGCUGAACACAAGAAGGAUUGCCUACGGCGGAGUGCCCACUAUGUGGCUGCAUUGAAGGAGGAGCGGCGGGAAAAGGAGGACAAUAUUGUCAAGUUGCGAGCUCUAGUGGAAUCUCUGAACGCUGAUAAGAAGGAAUUAAAGGCGGCUGCUAGUCACGUACGUAGCGAUAACGACAGGCUCGAGAGAAUCGUUCAGGAAUUGCAAGAAGAGAUCUCGGCGUUGAAGGCUCUUCGUGACGAAGGGGCUGAUCAAGCACUGGAUCUUCGAGGGACUCUAGCGCGUGUUCGAACAGCCCUGGACCAGUCGAGACGUGAGAGGGAACACUGGAAGCUGCAGAGUUUACAGGCGAGUCGGCACUGCUCGGAAAUGGAUGAGCGAAUCGCUGAGUUGACCAUGAGGGUCAAAGCUCUCGAGCUCGAGAAUGCUCAGCUGCGCGGCCGUGGAGGAGGUCAGCUUCCCUCGGUUGAUGAGGACGUUGAUGAAGUCCGUGACGAUACCACCAGCGGAGAGGAUGAUACCGAGUGGUACCAGCUUACUCAGCGCAUGGCAGCGAUCGCUGCUAGCUCCUGA